AUGUCAUCUAAAUCUGAAUCUGAACUUAAGAAAAUGAAGAUCGCUGAUCUUAAGAAACUUUGCACAAUUUCAUCUCUGCAAACUACCGGUUCUAAACAGGAACUAAUUGAUCGUAUAUUGGUCUACGAAGCAAGCAAAUCGUCUCUUACAGUCGCUCCUGAUGAAGAAGCUCAAUUGCUAGAUGAAGAUGACGCUUCACCUUGUGAUAUUAGUCACAACCUUUCCACUGUCAUUCCUGAUGGAAAGCCUCAAACACAAGUUGAAGAUGCACCAAGUACUGAAUCUCAAACGGAUAAAGAAAAGACCACCAAUUCUGUAGCUGCCAAACCGGAUAUUUCCAAAAUGACAAUGGAAGAAAGAAUCGCUUACAGAAAGCAACGUUUUGGUGGGAUUGGCGAUGUCUCUAGCAACUACUCAUCAACUCGCCCUACUCUAAGUGGUCAAGACUUAGAAAAAAGGUUAGAAAGAGCAAAGAGAUUUGGAUUACCUGUCGAUACCUUUCCGAAAUCUGACAUUGAACGUAUGAAAUCUCGCGCAGAGCGUUUCGCAACUGCACCAAUCAAACCUGAUGCCCAGGUUGAAUUGACUCCGGAAGAACUAGAAAGGAAGCGCAAGCGUCUUGAGAGAUUUGGUGAAACAAUGGGUGAUGAAGAGAAGAAGAAACUUGAAAGAGCCAUCAGAUUCGGAUUAACUGAAGCAAAGAAAUCCAAAACUGAUUUGUCUUGA
Messenger RNA from Rodentolepis nana, 726 nucleotides. The record is from the annotation of a GenBank genome assembly. Lineage: Eukaryota; Metazoa; Platyhelminthes; Cestoda; Cyclophyllidea; Hymenolepididae.